AUGACUGUGUCCCAACAGGGGGUACGCAGCUCACCAUGUGGGAAUUUGAAACAAGCAGCUUUCUCUCACUCUCACUCUCACUCUCGCUAUCACCUCUCUCAAGAGUGGCCAAGUCCAAAACCACACAGCCCGGCCCGGAACUGGCAAAAGCAGUAUGCUGAAGCUGCUACCCAAGAGGCUGCCACAGGAACAAAUGCACCUGUUCCUAAUGCCACUAGCAGGUGGGGUUAUAAGACCGUUGAACCUGGCAAGACUAUCUGGACUCUUCCAAACAGCAUUUGUUUUCGACUCUAUUUACUUUACUUUCACCACAUUGAAUCAUAGUGCAAGCUUACCAUUUUACUUGGAGUUU
This is a messenger RNA of Linderina pennispora, 352 nucleotides long. RefSeq lists its product as uncharacterized. The coding region runs from base 1 to 324 and encodes 107 amino acids. The record is from RefSeq and is a predicted model, not a curated record. The transcript has a single exon. NCBI's taxonomy places the organism in Eukaryota, Fungi, Kickxellomycota, Kickxellomycetes, Kickxellales, Kickxellaceae.